Dama dama (fallow deer) is the source of this 821-nucleotide messenger RNA. Its product is annotated as sterile alpha motif domain-containing protein 12-like. The record is from RefSeq and is a predicted model, not a curated record. Gene Ontology annotation, biological process: cell surface receptor protein tyrosine kinase signaling pathway. Lineage: Eukaryota; Metazoa; Chordata; Mammalia; Artiodactyla; Cervidae. Gene Ontology annotation, cellular component: cytoplasmic side of plasma membrane. Gene Ontology annotation, molecular function: protein binding. The coding region runs from base 39 to 524 and encodes 161 amino acids. The transcript has a single exon.
CAAGAAAAUUAUGCAUGCAUUAGGGAAGCUCUGAGAGAAUGGCUGUGGAAGCUCUCCGCUGCGGUUUGAAUCCACGGGGAAUUGAUCACCCUGCCCAUGGUGAAGGUAUUAAACUACAAAUUGAAGGCGAACGUGUUGAGUCUCAAUCCAUUAAAAAUAAAACUUUCCAGAAGGUGCUUGACCAAAAAGGGACCCCCAAGCGACUGCAGACGGAAGCCGAGACAACUAAGUCGGCUACGGUGAAGCUGUCAAAACCAGUGGCCCUGUGGACCCAGCAGGAUGUCUGCAAGUGGCUGAAGAAACAUUGUCCGAAUCAGUAUCAGAUCUACAGUGAGUCAUUCAAACAGCGCGACGUAACUGGGCGAGCCCUGCCGAGACUUACAGACAAACAGCUUGAGCGAGUGGGGAUCGCCCAGGAGAACCUCCGGCAGUUCAUCUUGCAACAGGUGCUCCAGCUGAAGGUGCGCGAAGAAGUCAGAAACCUACAGUUACUCACGCAAGCCUCAGCCGAGGGUUCUCCAUAAAUGCAGUUAGCCUUCCAAGCUGCUGUCCUGCCAGUCAAUACGAACAUGGCCUGUUCCUCACAGGAAGACUUAACUGCAUUGACAGAUUAACCAGAUUAACUGGAAAACCACCCAUUCAGUCAAGAUUACCGGCUUUGGAAAAUCUUAGUUUGCUCUGGAUUUUUAAAUGAGGUGCAUGAUACACAGUGCCAACUUGUUCCAAGUGGUCAUUGGCAGACCAUUAGCUGGAAAAUUGCUUCCAGUUUUCAUCACUGUGCAUAACUGAGGCUCCCUUUGGGGAGCUGUCUGUGCCCUUCA